This is a messenger RNA of Phacochoerus africanus (Common warthog), 1222 nucleotides long. RefSeq names its product canopy FGF signaling regulator 2 (gene CNPY2). The transcript has 6 exons. NCBI's taxonomy places the organism in Eukaryota, Metazoa, Chordata, Mammalia, Artiodactyla, Suidae. The record is from RefSeq and is a predicted model, not a curated record. The coding region runs from base 542 to 1090 and encodes 182 amino acids. Gene Ontology annotation, cellular component: endoplasmic reticulum.
AACCUGGGCUUCUUACUAGCUAGCAGCGCACCUUUCUUUUUGAAGGUUCGAACCCAUCUAGACUGGCAUGCGCGAGCCUGAGGGCCUCGGUGCACCACGUCGGGCUCUGUCCUUGCUUCUAGCCACUCCUAUUCCUCGGCUGACCCCUGGUGGUCACGUGGAACAGCUCGCCACGCAAGUCUGGGUCCUGCAAUCCGCUGGGGUCCUCGCUGCCUGAGAGCCGCUCCUACGCUGCCUGUUCGCGCGAGAGUUUGGAGGGGCGGGUUUGGGGUCGGUCUCUAGGGUGGGAUUCUUACCGCAGCGCAUCUGGGCCCUGAUUAGGCAGGCGUCCACUUAGGGUCGGAAAAGCUGGCUCAGGCAGUCGCUGGGGCACCCCGUGUCUAGAAAGUGCAGGAGCGCUCUGGAGAAGCCUGGACAGCCCCGCGCUCCCGCAGCCAGGUGCUAGGUUUGAGAGCAAAAGUGAGAGUCCGGCUAUAUUCCAGCGCCUGGGCCACCGCGGCGGCCCUGGGAGCAGAGGUGGAGCAACCCCAUUGCGCUAAAGAUGAAAGGCUGGGGUUGGCUGGCCCUGCUUCUAGGGGCCCUGCUGGGAACUGCCUGGGCUCGAAGGAGCCAAGAUCUACACUGUGGAGCUUGCAGGGCUCUGGUGGAUGAACUAGAGUGGGAAAUUGCUCAGGUGGAUCCCAAGAAGACCAUUCAGAUGGGCUCUUUCCGAAUCAAUCCAGAUGGCAGCCAGUCAGUGGUGGAGGUGCCUUAUGCUCGCUCAGAGGCCCACCUCACAGAGCUGCUAGAGGAGGUAUGUGACCGGAUGAAGGAGUAUGGGGAACAGAUUGAUCCUUCCACCCACCGCAAGAACUACGUGCGUGUAGUGGGCCGGAAUGGAGAGUCCAAUGAACUGGACCUACAGGGCAUCCGAAUUGAUUCAGACAUCAGCGGCACCCUCAAGUUUGCGUGUGAGAGCAUUGUGGAGGAAUAUGAGGAUGAACUCAUUGAAUUCUUUUCCCGUGAGGCUGACAACGUUAAAGACAAACUUUGUAGUAAGCGAACAGAUCUGUGUGACCAUGCCCUGCACAUAUCGCAUGAUGAGCUAUGAACCACUGGAGCGACCCACAUUGACAGGCUUGAUGGAUCACCCCCAGGAGGGGAAGAGGGUGGCAAUGCCUUUUAUAUUAUGUUUUUACUGAAAUGAACUGAAAAAAAAAAAAAAAAAGAAAAGAAACCAGAA